Molecule: messenger RNA, 2188 nt
Organism: Chelonoidis abingdonii (Abingdon island giant tortoise)
Lineage: Eukaryota; Metazoa; Chordata; Testudines; Testudinidae
Gene: TNFSF14
Product: TNF superfamily member 14
Biological process (GO): immune response
Cellular component (GO): membrane
Molecular function (GO): tumor necrosis factor receptor binding
Source: RefSeq, a predicted model, not a curated record
AGAUACAUAGCCGAGGCCACAGAGGGGAUGAUCAAUCCUCUUCUUGCUAGAGACGGCGUCAAAUCUGCCUCUGGCUCUGCCGUCAAGUCCAUAAGCAUCUCCCGGGCUGUGCUGUGGACCUUCCCCUGCUCCACCGAGAGCAAUCAUGGGCGAUGGGGUGGUGUAUCCUUCUGUCUUCGUGGUGGACGGCCAGCAGCACGGGGUCCCCUUUGUCCCACCCAUGAGGAAGAAGCGACGGAUGUGCUGGCACAGCCAGUUCUUCCUGGCCUGUCUGGUCAUCUUAGCCCUGGCCGGCGUGGCCACCGAAGGCUAUUUCCUGAUCCGCUUCCAGAAAGAGCUGGAGAAGGCGACGUCCCAGGUUGGGGAGGAAGCAGGGCCCAUCUCCGAGAAGUCCAUUCAAGACCGGAAACUUCAUGCUGAGAAGCCAGCAGCUCAUGUCUUGGGUGCAGCCUUCACCACCUCUGGGAAUGGUUCUCUGCAGUGGGAACACAGUAAGGACUGGGCUUUCCUGCAUGACAUGGGUUACCAGGGCGGCUCCCUGGUCUGCAUCAAGCCCGGCUACUAUUACAUCUACUCCAAGAUCCAUCUUAUGGCGCAGAGUUGCUCUCAGCAGGGCCAGAGUUCUGUCAUCUAUCAUGGCAUCUAUAAGAAGACCCCCAGGUAUGUCGAGGAGAUGAAACUUGUGGAGAACCUGAUCCUUUACUGCGAUGGGAAGGACAGCGGGUUCUGGCGGCAAAACAGCUUCCUGGGAGGAAUCUUCCACCUGGAGGAGGAGGAGCAGAUUUACGUCAAGGUGUCACAGAGACAGAUGCUACAGAUCAGAGAUGGCACUCGGUCUUAUUUUGGCACCUUCAUGAUCUGAGCAGGCCCUUCCCCUAGCCGCAACUGCUGGGUUUUGGGUUGAGGCCUUGUGCUUUUUAAUCUGCCUCUGAUAUGGUUUUCCUGCGUGGACCAUCCCUCUGACCCAGCAUCCCCCAAAAUACUGUUGCACCUUCCUGGUCUAAUAUGCUCCCCAGACUGGAUCCAGCUCAUGAGGUUAACUUCAGAGGCUGGUCACAGAGCUCAGAAGAAGGAAGGGUGGGCUUCCAGUUGAGGCCUUGUAUUAGGAAUCAGGACUCCUGGGUUCUAUUCUCUCUCUGGGAAAGGGACCUGGCUCUAGCAGUUUGCUCAGGGGAAACUGGGAGUCAGGACUCUUGUGUUCUGUCUCCAGCUGUGCCAUCUACCUGCUGUACAACCAUGAGCAAGUCACCUUGCCUCUCUGUACCUCCAUUUCCCUAGCUGCAAAACAGAGAUGAUGGUUCUCCCUUACCCUUGUAUAGGCCAUAAUGCUGUCGUCUGCAUAGCCAGCCAGUGUCCCUCCGUUAGGUCCAGCAGGUUUUCAAAUAGCUUUGAAAGUGGAAAGACAAAGAAACUGGCUACCCCAAGGGACUAUGGGACAUUUUGCCUCCAGGUCGCCAAGGCAGGCCGACCCUCAGCCACUGUACAUCAAUCAUUCCAUGCUUGUUUAUGCCAGCUGACCGAGUGAUGGUGGGAGGGAAGUGUAUUUAAUUGGGUUGCAGUUCUGCUAGCAACUGGUGGUGCUUGACGGUGUCAAAUCCUGCAGUUCCCUUUGCUCAUGGGGAAGACCUUGAUCCUGAUUCAGGCACCUCCCUUUGAGGGUCUGGCCUGAGGAGCCUGCCCGAGGAAGAGCGGCAGAGAGCCAUCUAGUCAGCUGGUGCAAAUCAGCGUGGCUGCGAUGGAGCAAUGCCAGCUUAUCCCUGCUGAGGAUUGGGCCCUCGCUAUUUAACAGGCCAGGUUCUCCUCUCACUCGCUGCGGUGUAAAUCCGGAGGAAGUUCACAGAAGCGGCACUGACAUAAGACUUACCUGAGGGGAGGAUCCUGCAUAACGGGCCCAGAUCUCCAGCUGGGAGACGUUCAUGUCGAUCCAUUGGAGUCCUUGGGUCCAAGCUGAUUUCCAGCUCCUGGGGAUGUGGCCGGCUCCUGCCAUUCCCUGCGCUGCUUUAUGUGCCGUGAAUGUAUAUAAGUGUGUGCACCUAUUUAUUUUCCAGUGAGUAUUCCCUGAUAUUCAGGGAGCAGCUGUAUCUAAUGGUUAUUUAUCCAUUACCCCAGGGCCACUGGGCAUGUUUGGGGUGGGGGUGGGGGGCAGAAUUUGAUUUUUAUUUUGUUGAUAAUUUGAUGAAUGAUAUUG